AGCCAGCCAUAGUAUCUGGUGCUAGUUAGAGCCACCAAGACUUCUGCAGCAUCCUUGACUGGGGCUCAGCCCUGCCAAUUUAGGGAAAGAUGUUAGGGGUUCUGGUUCUCUUGGCUUCAUUUGUCUUCCUCCUGAUCUUGGCAGCACCCUACAUCAGGAAAGCAGUUUCCAAAGGAGUAUGUACAUCAACUGUUCAGCUUCCUGGAAAGGUAGUAAUAGUUACUGGAGCCAACACAGGCAUUGGGAAGGAGACGGCCAAAGACCUUGCUCAGAGAGGAGCUCGAGUAUAUAUUGCUUGUAGGGAUUUACAAAAAGGGGAGUUGGCAGCCAGUGAAAUCCGGGCUAAGACGGGAAACCACCAGGUGCUGGUGCGGAAGCUGGACCUGUCUGACACCAAAUCAAUACGAGCUUUUGCUGAGGCCUUCUUGGCAGAGGAAAAACAGCUUCACAUCCUGAUCAACAAUGCAGGAGUGAUGAUGUGUCCCUACUCUAAGACAGCUGACGGAUUCGAGAUGCACAUCGGAGUCAAUCACUUAGGUCAUUUUCUUCUGACCCAUCUGCUGUUGGACAGGCUGAAGGAAUCAGCCCCAUCAAGGGUGAUAAACCUGUCUUCCUUGGCAUUUCACCUUGGCAGGAUCCAUUUUUACAACCUACAUGGCGAGAAGUUCUAUAACCGGGGCCUUGCCUACUGCCACAGCAAGCUGGCCAAUGUGCUUUUUACCCAGGAGUUAGCUCGGAGACUAAAAGGUACUGGAGUAACUACAUAUUCUGUGCACCCUGGAACUGUCAAUUCCGAGUUGUUCCGGCAUUCAACUUGCAUGAAACUGAUAUUUAAGCUGUUCUCCUCCUUUAUUAAGACCCCGCAGGAGGGAGCUCAGACCAGCCUGUAUUGUGCUGUGACCGAGGGCCUUGAGCCUCUGAGUGGGAAACAUUUCAGUGAAUGCAGUCCUGCAUGGAUUUCUUCCCGGGGACGCAACAUGACAACAGCAAGGCGCUUAUGGGAUGUUAGCUGUAACCUGCUGGGAAUCCAGCAGGACUGAUGGAUGGGGUGGUCUGUCACCAAAGAGCAACUUCAGACUGCUUGGUUUUAAAGUGCCAAAAGGACUUCUACAAAGUUUAUUCAAAGGGAGCACAAUCCUUCUUCUAAUAACACAUUUGCCUACUUGACAUCAGGGUAAUAAUCUAAUGCACUGCCAGAUCUUUCUAUGUCUUUUUUACUUGUAUGUCUCUGCCUUGUCUCUGUCCUUGCCAGGGCUAUUUGUAAUAUUACAGGUCAGUAAGACCCCAAAUUAUGUGGGCAGAUAAUUCAUUCUUUCUAUUCACCUCUAGGUGAAUGGGACCAAACUUUCAAGAGGGAAGGAUUAUAAUGAAAGUUUAGCCCUCUUUGACCUUUAAUUGCAUAGUGUCAAGUUCCUAUCAAACUGAUCUUCAUCUUCAGGAAAAUAGUUCUGUAGACCCUUCUUCAAGACCAUUCCCAGGUUCCUCCUUUGGUAAAACCAAUCCAAAACUGAUGUCUAGACUUACUCAGGAAAAUCUUUAUUAAAUCGAGACCUUUGACUCUUUCCUUUGAGCAUCUUGAAGCCAGUGUAAUUAUGGUGGAGCAGGCUGUGUUUCUAAUAGGAUAGCUUAAAAAUUUUUUUCCAACCUAAGGAUCAGGCUUCUCAUUUCCUUCUUCCUUUUCCCUUAAUUUCUCUUUGUAAAAAGUCAGAAGGAAGAGGGCAAGGCUAUUUAAUUAUUGUUCAUCACCAGUCACAUGUAUGACUGGUUUAAUUAGUGACUGUUAUCAAACAGUAGAGAUUGAACCCAUUGUUACACAACAGAUAAUAUGAAUGAGAGAAGGGAACAAUUGUCAUUUGAUCUUCCUGUUCAACAGAGUCUAUUUUUCUUUGUAAUUUUGCCCUUCUGGGUCAUUGAUGAUUACAAAACAGUUAAGUGACUAGGUCUUCCUUUCAGUUGUAUCUUUGUGCAAAUGGUGGGGGAGUAUGUGGAGAAAUUAGACAGAAAACAAAGAAUUAGAAAAGGCAGGGUGGGGUUGUUGCAAGUUGAAUGAUGGUAACAGAACAAAUUGUGGGGUCAAAAUGGUGUUAUAAGGAGUAAAAGAGGCUCGUCUGUGAGAUAGUAGAUAAACUAAAAUGGCAGUCCUAAUCCAGCACUAAUAGAGCUGGGGAAAGCACCUUCAUACUGUAAGCAAUCUUUUUCUAUAACCCAGAUGAAAACAUACUGAAAUUAUGCAUCAUUUUAUUCAAUUUCUAGGCAGCUAGGUGGCACAGUGGAUAGAGUACUGGGCCUGGAGUCAAGAAGAGUUCAAAUUUAACCUUAGGCUCUAAACUGUGUGACCUUGAGCAAGUCAUUCAACCUCAGUUUCUUUAUCUGUAUAAUAGCACCUACCUCCUAGGGAUGUUAUAAGGCUCGAAUGUUGUAAAGUUCUUAGCUGAGUACUACUGGACAUUGACUGAAUAUUAUGUAAACAUUAGCUAUAAUAAUAAUAAUAAUAUUAUUUUAGAGUAUUUGUUUAUCAUUGGGAUUAUGUAGAUACAUUUAGAACUGCUACAUGUGGAAUUUAACUUUUUAUAUCAUUAAUGCUUGCAAAGAAAAACAUGGGGAUUAGAAAGUGUUUCUUUUCACUGUUCAGAGUAUGGUGACUUGCUAGAGUUUGGAUGUUAUUUUUCCAGUACUGACAUUUCAGAUGUUUAACUUUGACGAGGUAUAAUUUUAGGCCUACUUAUGAUUACAUUUCUCUUUUCCAUAUUGUCAUCAUUGUGGCCUAGAAAACGGAUCUGUUAUUGCAGCAGAGGGGAAGUUUUUCUGUUUUAUAAGACAUUAUGAUAGAACAAUUGAAUUAACACUGGUUUUUAACUUAUAUGGAAUGGAACAUGAUAAAUAAAAAUAGAUGCUAUUCA
Antechinus flavipes (yellow-footed antechinus) is the source of this 2900-nucleotide messenger RNA. RefSeq names its product retinol dehydrogenase 11-like. The transcript is spliced from 7 exons. The record is from RefSeq and is a predicted model, not a curated record. Bases 90 to 1040 code for a protein of 316 amino acids. NCBI's taxonomy places the organism in Eukaryota, Metazoa, Chordata, Mammalia, Dasyuromorphia, Dasyuridae.